AUGUCCACUCAAACACAGCAGCAGCAGCAACCGGCUGUUGUCUACCCGAGCAGUGCGGCAUAUCAAGCGCCGCCGACAUCUCGUUCGAAUCCUUCGGGUGGAUCUUUCGUGGCAGUUUUCAUAGUGGUGGCGGUAAUCAUUGCUGCAUCGGCUAUAUCUUGCUUCCUCGGAAGAUUUUGUAGUCGACACAUGAGUCAAAGGAAACCCUCCAAGGGUAAGCAAAGGCACAUCAAUUUACGUCCCAGAGAAGGUGAUACCGAGUUCGGGUCGACCGACGGGAGGUUUAAUCCGGGUGACCAUGGUGAAAGCAACAAAGGGUUAGAUUUCAAAAUGCCUGGAAAUGGAGAUCCAAGGGAGUUCAGAGUAAGUGAACAUGGUGAGCCUGCUGAAUUUAGAAUUCCUAGGAAUGGAUAUCCGGAAUUGAGAAUACCUGAGAAUGGGGAUUAUGUACGAUUUCGAAUGCCUGGUAAUGAUGAUCCCAUUGGGUUCAAAAUGCCAGGGCAUGGGGACUUUAAUGGUGAAACUAAGCCUGUUGAUGAUGGUAGUGGAACUCUAAAGGCCGGUGCAUGA
Hibiscus syriacus is the source of this 570-nucleotide messenger RNA. RefSeq lists its product as uncharacterized. The transcript has a single exon. Bases 1 to 570 code for a protein of 189 amino acids. The record is from RefSeq and is a predicted model, not a curated record. NCBI's taxonomy places the organism in Eukaryota, Viridiplantae, Streptophyta, Magnoliopsida, Malvales, Malvaceae.